This is a messenger RNA of Sphaeroforma arctica JP610, 1591 nucleotides long. RefSeq lists its product as hypothetical. The transcript is spliced from 3 exons. Lineage: Eukaryota; Ichthyosporea; Ichthyophonida. The record is from RefSeq and is a predicted model, not a curated record. Bases 251 to 1591 code for a protein of 446 amino acids.
UGGGGGAGUGUCGUUUCAUGAUCACCGUACGCGAGAGACUCGACUCCACUUUGGGCUGUCUACCAUCAAAUCAUGGAGUUUGAACGCCCGAUGUGUCAAGCUUAAAGUGCCUCCGACUCAUUACACAUUCUUUACCACUGACGGGGCCAGUAUUAAUAAAGUGCUUUUCGAAGUAAUCGAGAAAUUCAAAGAGCUCAACGCGAUACGCAAGGAGCGUGCGGAACAAGACCAUUUCGACGCUCUGGCACACAUGAACAAUGGUCCACAAUCCGAGCCAAAUCUCAAUGUUGGCGAGGUAUUUACGACACGUCUGGAAUCUAAAUCAGUCCUACAUAGCAGCCCAUCAGACUCAUCAGCCCUCCAUAGCAACCCAUUAGACUCCAGGUCGUGUCCAAAUCUGGAAAGCGGGGCUAUGCCCUCUAAAAGCAUACACUCAAAAUCACAUACACAACUUUUGGCUGAUGAUAUAACUCAUAUGGAAUCAAACUUCAGCUCACACCAGGGCAGGGGGAGUUCCGAACUCCUGGCCACACCUACCCAUGCACACACCCAAACGCUACUCACAACCACACCUACACACACACGUGUACCACACUCGGAUACAGCCACACACACACGGGCUCCUAUAUACACAUUGGGAUCGUCAGAAUGUGGAGAGAGUGUCUGUGGGAGUGGACGUCUGAGUUCUCUGCGGGAGUGCACUGCUCAGCCGUUGUCGAGUCGGCGUACCUCUGCGCCAGGUAUACACACAGGUGCAACGGCACACACCGCACAUAAGCUAACCACUGCCUACGCAUACUUUAUAGCCACCAAUACAGACAAAGACGGGUUUAAGGAUAUACCACUGGAAGACAGAAUACUCGAGAAAUCCAUCCUGGACGACGAACCUGUCCCCCAGGAGCCCAGCUUUGGGUUGGGAGGUUCGGUACUUUCCCGUGUGGUUGCUAGUGAAAGAGAACAUGCGGCUGUAACAGGUGAAACGAGCUUAAGCAUUGUGCCACACGCUCAGCGACGUACUGUGGCAGAAACCUGUGAGAGCGAAGUUGACAGAGACAGUCGCAGUGAACAAGUGAUUGACGCAUUAGGAGGAGAAGGGAAUUUCGGUACACCCGCCCUGCAGAGUUUGAAGUCAUGUGCAUCUGAGACGAAAGAGUUAGACAGCAAUACUACAAAUAGAUAUGGGGCCCGCGAUAGAGCUUGUACUGAUGUUGGCACGCACAGGGAUGUAAGUGAGGCGAGUCAGGUACGAGACACACAUACACGGUCACGAGGUGGAUCAGAACCAGGCUUGAGUACUCUGCAUGAUGGUAUUUUGAAUGUGAAUGAUGGGGCUAAUAGUGGGCCUCUGGAUAGGAUGCACAGUGAAACAUCGAACAGACCUGUGAAGGACAAGUCCGCCUUCGAGUGGGUUACGAUACGCCUGCCCACCCCGCCAAAGCCGUGGGAAACGCUGCCAUUUAUGGGGUCUGUGGACGAACUCACACCUGCGAGCAUAGACUGGGGCUCUUUCAAAGGUGACUUGUUCGACAUGAGCGCCAAGAAGAUAAGGAGUACAAAGAGUCCAGUGGUUACCAGUGCAGGUGCAAUGUAG